CGAUUUGGCAAGCCACGUCAUUUUGUGUACAACAAACGAUCCUUUAAGUUUCGCACGAAAUGAAUAUAUUUCGACUUUUAGGGGAUUUAGCUCAUGUUUUAGCAAUAAUAAUCCUUCUUUUAAAAAUAUGGAAGACGAGGUCGUGUGCAGGUAUUUCUGGCAGGACUCAACUUUUGUUUGCACUGGUAUAUACGGCAAGAUAUCUUGAUUUAUUUACUUCCUAUAUAUCUGCCUACAACAGUGUAAUGAAAAUUUUAUUUCUUGCUUCUUCCUAUGGAACAAUAUACUUGAUGUUUGUAAAGUUUAAAGCAACUUAUGACCACAACCAUGAUACAUUCAGAAUUGAAUUUUUGGUUUUACCAUGUUUCAUACUUGCUUUGCUCAUAAAUCACGACUUUACACCACUAGAGCUUCUGUGGACAUUCAGUAUUUACUUGGAAUCAGUGGCUAUUUUACCUCAGUUGUUCAUGGUCUCAAAAACUGGUGAAGCAGAAAGCAUAACUUCUCACUAUCUUUUUGCCCUUGGAUCAUACAGAGCUUUAUAUCUAUUUAAUUGGGUGUACAGAUAUUAUGCUGAAAAUCAUUAUGACUGGAUAGCGAUCAUAUCUGGAAUCGUACAAACUGUGCUAUACUGUGAUUUUUUCUAUUUAUAUAUUACAAAAGUUCUCAAAGGAAAGAAACUGCAGUUACCAGCUUAAGGUGAUUACAAUACUACAUCAUGGGUCACAAAGAAUUAUAUUAUCAUGAGAACAUUCUCUCAUAUGUUUCUGUUUAAAGAAGCGUUUAAUAUGAGUUGACUGACUGACAGGUUUAUAUUUAUUUGAGUUUAUAUGCAAUAAUCAACAGCAGCCAGUAUUAUUAUUUUUUUGUUUUCAUUUUUAUUUCUGUCAUUUUUUCAACACAAUGUCAAAAUACAGAUUACGAUAUAAAUUGUAAAAUAAUUACUUAAACUGUAUAGUAGAUAAAUAUAAUAAUAGAAUUGGAUAUAUAGUACAUAUUGUAAUGUAGCAUAUGUAUUAAAAAAUAUAACAAAUUAGGAGAUGCUAUUGUAUAUAUUAUAUGUAUAUUCCUGCAGUGUUAUAAUUUAUUUUAAAAAUAGCUUGUAUAUUGUUUUAUUUUUGGGGCUCUAAAAUUGACUUAAAUUGUUGUUUUUUUAAAUAGAUGAUUUUCUCUUCUAAAAUAGUCCCGGGAGAAAUGAAUUACAUACAAUUUAAUAAUUAAGUGUAGACAAAGAAUUUUAAUUUUUAAACAUUUAUUUAUUUUAAUAAUCAAAUUCAAUUUCUAUUGGUUGGGUUAUUUAUAAAAUAAUUUGUGCGAAGAUUACAUUAAUUAUCCAUUAGAUCAUAACAAAUUGAUAAAACUUUAAUUAAUUCCCUUUGUGAGACCUCUGCUUAUUUAAUAGAAUGGAAUUAAUUUUGUUUAAUGAAAAUUAGCUUGCUGCUGUUGUACAGCAAUUUAUUUGUUGUGCAUGUUCUCCAUUACUCCAUUACUGCUUAUGGACAAUCGUGGAUCAUGUUUGUGGUUAUUAAAGGAUUAUUUUGUCAUUGAUAUCUUGGUCAAUAAGUUUAAUUAUGGUUUAAGUAAUUUUUAAUACUAAAGAAAUAAAUAUUUCAAUUAUAUUUCACAUGAUUUCAAAUAUUUAAAUAGAAAAAUUCUUGGUUUCUGUUUUAUUUUUCAUUAAUUAUACAGAUAAUGUAAGUUUUUAGCUUAAUAAGUCCAAAUAUUUAUUAUUGUUAUUUUUUCCCUAUCUUGAAAUUAUAUUAUUUUGCUAUAUUUAUAUUAAUGUAAACAAAUCCCUGUGAUGACCAUUAUUUGAAUUCAAUAAUUUGUUUUAGAUCUCUAUAUCAUUCAGCAAUUAUUUACUGUAAGUAGUUUCCAUUCCAUUUUGAGGUUUGUUAACAAAGCUCCAAUUUUUAAUACACUUAAAUAUUCAAAGUUUUGUUAUUUUUUAAAUUUAUUUCUUGCUUAACAGAAAUUAUUGUUAAUAUAUCCAUAAAUAUUUCUUGUUCCAACUUAAUUAUGUAAAACUAUUAAUUUUUAAUUAAAGAAUAAUUACAGAUCAAUCAUAGAUUUUGACUAUUCUGAAGCUUUGAACUGUAACCAUUUUUACAUUUUGAUAACAUUCAUUGUCUUGUAUUAAAAACUGUUCUGUUGGAUUUGUGUGAAGUAUAUGUAGUAAACAAUUGCUGAGGAACUGAAGGAAUUGUAUAUAUAUAAAUGUAUUUUUUAAUAAUGCUCCACUCAUUACUAAAGGUUCUUUUCAGCUCAGAAAAAUUAAGAGAUGUCUUAAAUUGGUGUGAAAAAAUCUUUCUUGUUCUUUAAACAUUAAGGUACUUUAUACACACUGAAGCUUAGUGUUUUCUGUACAGCUGUUUAACUUUAUUUAUUCAUUCUGUACCUGAAAACGAUCACCUACCCUAAGUUCUGAGAAGUAGCAGACCUCAACUUAAUGACAUAGUAUGGUAAUAUAUAUAAAAUGUGAACUUAUUGUUACGCAAAAUACUAAAGUUAUAUUCACACAUUAGUGUAUGCCAUUAGGUCAGUUAAUAAAAAUCAAAAUUAGGUUUUGAUAGUUAUAUAUUGAAUGUUUCUAGGAAUCUGUAUCCCUCUCUUCAGCAAUAUUUUAUUCUCCUAAACAAUAGGGUAAGUCACAACGAUAUAACAAGUUUAGUACAAUGUCUAAUUUCCAACUUAGAGGAUAUAUUUUUAGUUAAACUAUCAAAAGCUGAUUUUGAUUGUUAUAAUAUUGAACUUAAGGCAUACACUUAAGUGUGAAUAAAUAUUAAAAGAUAAAGGUCAAAAUUUAAAAAAUGCAUGCACAAUACUAAAGUGGGCACCUAUAAUGGUUUAUUUUGUUUGGUUUUUUGAAAUUCUAAUCUAGUUUGGUUACAACAAUCAAAUUAGAAAUAUUUGGCAUUCUAAUUGAUUGAUGUGAACUUCAUACUUAUUUGUUCAAAAACUUAAACUUUGUUAAAUUAAAUUAUUUGUUACAUGAAAUUUAUAUAUUAUAAGUUAUCUCCAAAACAUUUUAUAAAUAUUUUAUAGUAUUUAUAGAAAUGAACGAGAAAAUAUAAUCUUUAUUCCACGAAAAUGUUUUUUAUUUAUUUUUUGCAC
Messenger RNA from Nezara viridula (southern green stink bug), 3114 nucleotides. The record is from the annotation of a GenBank genome assembly. NCBI's taxonomy places the organism in Eukaryota, Metazoa, Arthropoda, Insecta, Hemiptera, Pentatomidae.